This is a messenger RNA of Cuscuta campestris, 918 nucleotides long. The record is from the annotation of a GenBank genome assembly. NCBI's taxonomy places the organism in Eukaryota, Viridiplantae, Streptophyta, Magnoliopsida, Solanales, Convolvulaceae.
GAGUACAAGGGUUCAAAGAUUACAAACAAGGCAUUUAAAUAGGGAGUAUGUUUUUGACAUAAUUAAUCCCAAUUUUGACUUGUUCUUACUUCGCUCAUGUUGAGUAGCAUAGAAUGUUCUGAAGGUUCUUUCACGCCAAAUCCAGUAAUAAAGAUACAAAUUUGAAGACUACUGUAAUCCACUUGAGCACUUCAUUCCAGUCUUCUUGACUGCAGACACAGCUAGAAAACAAAUGAAGAAACCUAAACCCAACACCAACAAAUAUAAAACCCUCCCAUCAUCAAAUCCCCACAAAUUAGGCUUUGGGAAACCAAAAACUUACAGAGAAGCCCAAGCAAUUUGCCACAAAUGGGGUCUAGUGUUGGAUCAGCUGGCCGUGGUCCUAAGAUUUCAGAAUUCAUCCCAAACUGCAAAUGGGAAUACGACAAACAAGGCUCACUUGUCCUCGAGGUCGAUGUACCAGGGUUCAAGAAGGACCGUCUGAAAGUAGAAUACGAAGAAUGUGGGCGUCUGAAAAUUUCCGGCGAUCGGCCGGGGGAGAAACAGUUCAGCAAGGUGUUCGCAGUUCCCGGAAAGUGUACGGCAGGUGAGAUUAGGGCAGUAUACCGCCGAGAUCGUCAGGUACUGCGCAUUGUGAUGCCCGGGAAAACCAGUGCUCCUUUACCGGUUGGUGUGGAUAAUAGCAUGCCAAACCCUAAAUCAGAGUCGAACUUACCCGGUCAAUCUCACGGAGAAGCCAAUAAGGGAAAUGGGACAAAGAUUGCGGUCAAUGUUGCGGCGGCGGUGGCGGUGCUUGCUGUCAUCGGAGUCGUCACUUUUUUCAUCAUUUGCAAAGCAAUCUAAUCACACUACAAUUUCAAUGGUGUCAUAAUCCCCUCUUAUUUUUUGAGAAAUUACCCAUAAAAAUGCUUGUGGAAU